CGCAGGAUUUCCUCCAUGUCUAAAACCCUUCCGCCUAAAACCCUUCUUCUUAAACACGACCCUCUUAACUUAUUUUUCUUCAUUUCUCAAAGGAAAAGAUUAAAUAAAUAAAAACAUGAAUUUGAUGUGAAAUUAUUUCUCUUUCUUUUCGCAAAUCCUAGUCUCUAUGCAUCGUUGUUCUCACAAGUUUUCAUGUGAAGAACUUGCAUAUUGCUUUCCCUUAAUCAUUCAGCUGUCACGUUACAGGAGCAGGAAUAUCCAUAACAUUGGUUUACUUGUGGGUAUUUUGAAGUAUAGGAGAAUAUAUUCGAGCCAGAAUCUACUUGAGCCAGUCAGUGAAAGGCUCAUCACCAGUAGUCAAUUUCUCAAUCACCCUUCUCAAAGAAGUUCAAGCAAAUCCAGUUGUUAUCAGAAAUUUGCACCUGUUGAAACUUAUUCUUUUCUUCAGUCCAGUAGUCUUCAGCAUUGGUUCAAAAAUUGGCAAGAACAAAGAAAGCAUAAAUUGACAGCAAGCACAUUUGCUGGGGCUAUUGGCUUUUGGCCCUGUCGAAGAGCCCAGCUCUGGCUAGAGAAACUUGGGGCAAUUGAGCCAUUUUCUGGUAACUUGGCUACCUGUUGGAGCAAUAUUAAAGAAGAGGAAGCUCUUGAAAGAUAUAAGUUGAUAACUGGAAAUACAGUUGCUUUUCCUGAAUUUCAGGUUUAUGGUAAGAUGAGCCCUGAAGACAGUUGGUUAGGAGCUUCACCUGAUGGGAUAGUGGACAGGUUUGUUUAUGGGUUGCCUCUUAAAGGAGUAUUGGAGAUAAAGUGUCCAUUUUUGGGUGGAGAUAUGAGCAAGGCUUUCCCUUGGAAGCGCAUCCCCCUCUAUUGUAUUCCACAAGCUCAGGGUUUAAUGGAAAUCAUGGAUCGGGAUUGGAUGGAUUUCUAUGUUUGGACUCCUCAAGGAAGCAGUCUGUUUAGGAUAUACCGAGAUGUAGAAUACUGGGAUGUUCUCAAAUUGGCACUCUCUGACUUUUGGUGGAAGCACGUUCAACCAGCAAAAGAAAUAUGCAGUAAAUAUGCGAUCACAGAACCCCUCAGAGAAUUAAAAUCACUAAGGCCAGCCUCCAGGCAUGAAUUAUGUAGCUAUAUAGUUUAUGAAAGCAAACGUAUUGUUGAUAAUUCCAAUUUAUUGAUGUGUGAAAUAAAUGGACAAUUGAUAAACUGAUUUGAUGAGUGAGAUAUUGAAUUUUAAAAGGUUAAAUGCAUAUUUGACCUUGAAUUUUGUA
Durio zibethinus is the source of this 1265-nucleotide messenger RNA. RefSeq lists its product as uncharacterized. The record is from RefSeq and is a predicted model, not a curated record. Lineage: Eukaryota; Viridiplantae; Streptophyta; Magnoliopsida; Malvales; Malvaceae.